Molecule: messenger RNA, 4975 nt
Organism: Danio rerio (zebrafish)
Lineage: Eukaryota; Metazoa; Chordata; Actinopteri; Cypriniformes; Danionidae
Source: RefSeq, a predicted model, not a curated record
ACUUUUGUCAGGUAAUGUACAUCAUUAAAUAAACAAUAAACCGUUAAUUUGACUGAAAUACAGAGUGGUGUAAAGCAGCAUACUACAAAUACUCAAGUUACUGUAAUUGUAUAGCUUUUCAUAGGAAUUAAAAUUUUCUUAAAUAUGUUUUAGUUCUGUAUAAGUACUUUUACUGUGCUAUUUUGCAGUCACUGCUUUAUAUGUGUAUUUUUUGUUGUCUACAGUCAGUCUUGUUAAACUCUCACAUGCACCAAAUUUCUUUUUUAUUUUAUUAAUUCUUUCUGUAGAAUGCAGUUGUCAUUCCAUCUGCAUUACCAUAUGUUGAAUGCUUAAUUUUGAUUGGUUGAUGAGUAUUUUGUUGUUCAAUUAUUUUCAUGGAAAUGCUUUAUUAAUCUGCUGUGCAUUUCUUGCUCUGGCUGGCAUUUUGGAAACUAAGGCAUCAAAAAGAUAUGUAAGAAUCUAGUCCUACACACAAGAUUUGAUGACAAGAACUUGAUUGAUGUUUAAAAGUUGUGGUGUAAGCAUAAUAAUGGAGUCUGUUGAAAUAGUGCAUAAUGCACCUCAGUGUUGCUAAGUAAAUGGCUAUGCAUUAUUUUCUAAUAAUUCAACAGAUCCUCAUCAAUUCUCUUAUACAACAUGGCGGAUCAGUUGUCAAGUGAAUAAUUAGCUCACUGUAAGUGAUUUUUAAGUCAUGACAACAUUUUAUCUUAUUUGUAAUGCAUCAAACUAAAUCAUGGCUCAACUUAAUUUUUAACUUGAAUAAGUUGUUUAAAGUCAGUUAUAGUAAUUUAAUUAAAAGUGACUCAUAAGGUUAGUUGAAUCUUGGACUUUAAAAUCGAAGCCAACUAUGUCAAUUUUACGAUGCUCUGACUGGCUGAUGAACAUUCUAAAGCAUUCAGUUGUUUUCAGAUAACCACACAGCUGAAGUGCAGUAGUUUAAGACUUCAUCAUACUUCCCCAUCAUCUUGCUGAAUGAUUUCUGAUGCUUCAAGUGAUGUCAGCCAACAACAGAAAAAAAAGCUAAGCAAGACUAAACAAAAGGGUUUGGAUGACAUUUGUAAGAAACUAGUCCUAUGCUCAGCAAAGGUUUGAGGACAAAAACUUGACAAGUACCUUUAAAUACAACAUCCGAACAUUAGGUGUGAUAAGUGGAAUAAUAAUAACUCCAGGCCAUUGAUUUAUCAGAAAACACUGCACAGGUUGAACGUAUUCUUUGCUUUGCAUGACUUCUAAUAUUUGAAUGGCUCAUCAUAAACUUGCAUUUUAAUGUUUUAUUUAUUCUAAGUUUGUUUGAAGAACGCCUGAAUCUCAGCCAAGUAGACUUCCUGUCAGCAGCGAUGUUGAAUAUAAUAGACUGAGAUGACAUGUCGUUAUGAGUGUAGCCCCACAUAUUUCCACACAGCCAAACUGAUUUCUUAACAGAUUUUUUUACGCAGCAAGAAAAAUCACGCUAGUGCACCUUUAAGGGUGUAGUGCUGGAAACGUUUAAAGUUUAAGACGCGUGCACGCGCACACACUCCUUUCUGCCGAUUGCCCGUGGUAGGCAUUGCGUAACUCACUCUAUCCCACCGGAUCUGUUCGCUUCCUCCUCCUCCUCCUCCUCGUCGUCCUCCUCCUUCUCAGGAAGUGCAGCCGCUGGUCUAAAGAGAGGCUCCGGACUCCCGCUCUCCAGCGACUCGAUCGCGCGUCAUCCAUCGCGAUGCCCUGCCUGCUUCUGCGCGCACCUGUGAGCGACGCACGCCAGUAACCGAUGAAGGGUGAAGAGGAUGCGCUGGAAGCAGCAGGGAGACGCAGCGGCAUCAUCCUCAUCCUCAGCAUCAGCAGCAGGGCGCUCGGUUAGCGCCCACCCCCACUCACUUCGUCUUUUCCUCCCCCCCUGCAGAAGCAUGCUUGCGUGAGGGAUGAGGCUGGAGACAGGGACAUCAGGCCAGAGCUGCGGCCUUCUUCUUUUCACAAGAGCCGGGCUCGCCAUCAUCGCAGCAGCAGCAGCAGCAUCCGCCAACGCUUUGCCAUCAUCACACCAGCAUCUUUGGUCUGUGAGCAGAUCCAGGAGCAUGAGCAGGAAGCUGUGUGGCGCGAGCAGAUGUCAGGGUAUAAGCGCAUGCGGCGGCAGCACCAGAAGCAGCUGAUCGCCCUGGAGAACAGGCUAAAGGCCGAGAUGGAUGAGCACAAGCUCCGGCUGCAGAAGGAAGUUGAGACCCAGGCCAAUAACACCUACAUCGAACUGGAACGACUAGCCAAAAAGCAAGCUACACAACUGGACAAGGAGAUAAAGGCCACAGCAGCUGAGGAGAAAAGAAUCCAGCAACAGAUCUUGGUCCAGCAGAAGAAGGAACUGACCACCUUCUUGGACACCCAGAAAAAGCAGUACAGACUAUGCAGAGAAAGAAUGAAAGAGGAAAUGAAUGAAGACUUCGAUACACCAAAAGAGGAGAAACAAGAGCGCUUGUCACGGCAUAAGGAAACAAUGCAGCGCUCCCAGGCUGAGGAGGAGGCCCAGCUGUUGAACCAGCAAAGACUGGUUUACGAAAGGAGCUGCCGUGCUCUAAAAAGAAGAAGCCUUAUCAAGAAGCACGAGUUUGAACAAGAGCAAAUACGGGAGGAGCUUAACAAGAAGAAGAUGCAAAAAGAAAUGGAGCAUGCAUUGAUGAUCAGACAGGAUGAGUCCACGCAAGAGCUGGAACAGCGGCAACUACAAACCUUACAAAGGCUACGCUUCGAGCUGAUGCGGCACCAGCAUCAAACUGAGCUGGAGAACCAGGAGGAGUACAACAGUCGACGGCAGAGGGAGCUACACAGGAAGCAUGCACUGGAACGCCGACAGCAGCCCCGGAACCUGAAGACACUGGAGAUGCAGAUCAAAAAGCAAUUCCAAGAUACCUGUAAGGUGCAAAACAAGCAGUACAAAGCUCUGAGGAACCAUCAGCUGGAAGUCUCCCCGAAGGGUGACCACAAAGCCAUCCUGAAGUCUCUAAAGGAGGAACAGACCCGCAAGCUUGCACAGCUGGCAGAACAAUACGAGCAAAGCAUCAAUGAGAUGAUGGCCUCACAAUCGUUACGUUUAGAUGAAGAGCAGGAGGCCGAAUGUCAGGCUUUACGGCAGCAGCUACAUCAGGAGAUGGAGCUCCUCGAUGCCUACCAGAACAAAACGAAGGCGCAGAUGGAGGCCCAACAUGAGCGUGAGGUGCAGAAGUUGGAACAGAAGGCGUCUUUGCGCCGGGCUCACUUGGAACAGAAGAUUGAAGAAGAGCUGGCCUCACUUCAUAAGGAACGAACAGAAAAAAUCAAGCAUUUAUUUGAGCGCCAGGAGCGAGAACUGGAGAUGUUUGAUUUGGAAAGCGCACGGUUAGGAUUCGGAAGCUUGGCCUCGUUUGACUUUCCCAAGGACGAGGCCAGAUGAUCCAACAGAAGCGGAGGGGACUGUUCAACGCUGAUGUCUUUGGACACAUUGUGCCUGCACUGUCCCUGAUUGUUGGAUUUACCAAGAUCACCCAAACAGUGACCAUGCUGGAUCAAUGUCUUAUAACUCUUUAUCGGCUGAAAUUCUUGAACGAGCGGAGAAACUUAACAGCCACAGACACAAAAGUGGUUUGCUGGUGCAUCAUAAACCGAGACGAACCAUCUAGACGAACCGACCUUUUCUCCAUGCCAUCGUCCCACUUUUGGUAUUCAAUUAGUAAUUCAGGAUAUUUUAGUACAAGUAAGCACUUUGAUAUGUUAAGUACGAUCCCAUCAUGUAAGGUGGAUAUGAAGUGUGAAAUGCCUUUGGUGUCAUCAAAGGACAUUGUGACUGUAGAAUGUGUCCUGCGUCUUCACCGUGGCUAUUAGCUGUUUUGUACGUAUCACAGCGAAUGUGACAACUGUUGAUGAAAACUUUGCGCAGAAGCCGAUUUUGAAGCAGUGUCUCAUUUGAAAAUAUGGUGACUACAUUAAGAGCAUCCGAUUGAUUUCAUAUUGUGGAACCCACGCUUUGUUUCUUUUGACUUAGGAGGGUAAAAAAAAGGGGGGGCGGGCAGGGGGCACAAAAAAAGUGUACUCAUCGUUCAGUAUCCUAAAUGAAUUGGCAUUAGUUCUAUAUCCGGAUGUGGAUUUAUGACAUUAAAUCAGUUCUGUCAGAGUUACUGGUAUUAUUGCAUGCACUUUAAAAGACAAAUUCAGGUUGUGAAGUGGAGCAUGAAUCUGUCCGAGAUUUUAGCCGUGUACAAAUAAAAGUGGUCAUAGCAGUUUUGUUUUCAUGGCUAUUGAUACUGAACAUAAGCUUUAUCUUUGAUAUAAAUACCCGCCAAAUUGCCAAAUGCCUUUAAGUUCUGUUGAUGAAUGUUUUCGUUUUCCUUCUUUUGCACAAUCUGUUGAAUUGUGAUUCAUUCAGUGUGGACUUACCACUGCUCUUGUACAGGGAAAAUGUUGCAAUUUGUGUUGUACAAAUUUUAUAUCAAUAUUUGUAUAUGAUAACCUAACUAGGGUUUACAUACUGUAUGUAUCGAUCAAUCAUUGCCAACAAAGAUCUAUGGAGUUCAGCGAAGGCAGACGAAUGCAAACUUAUUUUUGUAAGUCAAAUAGAAAGUAACUUAUAUUCUCGUGCAUCAUGUGACUGACAGCCUACACAUGUCUGGUGGAGCUAAAAUGCGAACACUUCUGUGUAACAGAGUUCAUGGCUUGCUGUCAUUAACGAAAGACGCCAGUCCAGCCACUAGGUUCGGUUGAUUCUUGAUUCACAACAACAUGUACUUUAUAGGCAGAUUUGUGGUGUGUAAUAAAAGAUUCUUUGGGCCUGACCAACUACUAUGUUUUAUAAACUCUGACCUUUACCCCUAUUAUUCUCAUAUAUGAGUGUCUCAUAAUGUUUGAUCGGGAUUUUCCCCCCCUGUCAUUUAGGGCCUCUUCUCCGACAAAGCCAUUGUUGAAACUGCCAUUGCACAAAUGAAGUGUUGUUUUAACAAAUAAACAUUAAUGAAGUUUUGAUUGGCUAAUGGCA